Molecule: messenger RNA, 1686 nt
Organism: Pseudozyma flocculosa PF-1
Lineage: Eukaryota; Fungi; Basidiomycota; Ustilaginomycetes; Ustilaginales; Ustilaginaceae
Exons: 1
Coding region: 1-1686 (561 amino acids)
Source: RefSeq, a predicted model, not a curated record
AUGCUGGAGGACGACCUUGGACGCACAUAUAAGCCGUCGUCGCCUUGUGCUUCGAUGGGGGGUCUGGAGAAAGCCAUCGCCUCCUCGGUCUCUUUCGCCCUGAGACUCCUCCCCUCUCUAAGACCUUCUCCUCGACGAACUUCUGGCAAACGGACCGUGCCUUGGCCGCGGCCUGAGCGUCAACCGCCAAAUAUGCUGGUCAAAGCGUGCCUUGUCCAGCUCCUCUGCCUUGGUGUCUGGACCGCAUCUGCCUUCCCCCUGUUCCAGAACGAAGCUCCCUCAGUCGAUCUCGGCUAUGGAAUUUACCGCGGCGUCGCCAACGAAGCCGCCGGCGUCAACGUCUUCAAGGGCAUCCGCUACGCAGCUGCGCCCAUCGGAAAGCUUCGCUGGCAGCUGCCUCAGUCUCCAGCCAAGAAGCGCGAUUCGGUCAUCGAUGCCAAGUCUUUUGGCCCAAAGUGUCCGCAGUCCUGGCCGACGGGCCUGCUGCCGAUGGUCGCACCGCUUCUGCCGGCCAUCAGCGGCGACGAGGACUGCCUCUUUCUCAACGUCUGGGCGCCGCGCGAUGCCCACAACCUCCCGGUCAUGGUCUGGAUCCACGGCGGGGGCUACGGCCAGGGCGACGGCCAGCAGGACAUGAUGUCAAUCCUCGCCGCCAACAACAACUCCUUCAUCGUCGUUUCGAUCCAGUACCGCCUGGGCGCGUUUGGGUUCCUGGCUUCUGACGACGUCCAUCGGCACGGCGUGCUCAACGCCGGCCUGCACGACCAGCAGGCGGCGUUGCGUUGGGUGCAGGAGCACAUCGGCCGCUUUGGCGGCGACAGGCGUCGCGUCACCGUCUACGGCCAGAGCGCUGGUGGCGGCAGCGUCAUGCUCCAGGCCAUGGCCUACGGGGGCACCCAGGGCACGGAGCUCUUCAGCAACCUCAUCGCCUCUUCCCCGUACCUGCCGCUGCAGUGGGGCUAUAGCGAUGCCGUUCCGACCAGGAUGUACCACGCCUUUGUCGAGAGCGUGGGCUGCAACGGAACCGGCCUGACUGGGUACUCUGCCAGCAGCGCCGAACGUAGCAGCGCGGUGUUUGACUGCCUCGUCAAGGCCGACACGGCCAAGCUUCAAAGGUCGAGCCACCUGGUCUCGAGCACGCAGAGCACCUAUCUGGGCUUCGCAUUCGUCCCCGUCACCGACGGCCACCUGGUCGAAACGGUGCCGAGCCGCCAGCUGGGCGCCAAGAGGGUCAAUGGGCGCAACAUCCUGGUCGGCAACGAUGCCGAAGAUGGCGCCAUUUUCGUCCCUCGCAACAUCACCGUCGAGGCCGACGUCGUAUCCUGGCUCAAGAACGUCUACCCCACGCUGAGCCAGGACAACAUCACCGCCUUGCUAGACCGCUAUCCCUCCUCGGACUCGGCAAGGACGCAGUACGCGACGCCGGGUGUGGGUCGCGCGCUGACGGCCAAUGAUGUCGCUUCGACCGCCGUGUCGCAGCUCGCGCGCGCCAGCAACAUCUACGCCGAGGCUACGUUUGCCUGCCCCUCGUACUGGCUUGCUGAUGCCUUCCAGGGGCCGAGGAAGGCGUACCACUACCAGUACAGCGUCGUCGCCGCGCUGCAUGGCGUCGAGGUGGACACCGUGUACGGCUCUCCGCUGCCAUCGGUCUCGCCGGGCAUCGCCAAGGCCGUUCAGCGUGAGUGA